AGCUUCGGGUCGUGCCGGUGCUUUCAGCACAGCGUAGCCAAGCAGGCGCCAGCCACUCACUACUUAACAAUAGUACCGUGUAUCCCAAUAAUAAAUACCAAAAUGUUAAACGACAGUUUAUAAAUUAACACAUGUUAUUUUUGAUAAUCGGUUCAUAUAGUUUCCAAAAUGCUGUCGAAUAGACGCUUGAUUGCCGUUUGUGUGUUUGUAACAUGUUGCAACGUGGGUCUUUUGGUGCUAUUCUACAAUCUGAGCGCGCACGAGAGGUGCUACGUCACGCUUGACGAGCAGUCGGUGAGAACGGUUGUUUCCAACGAGUUCCUCAGCGUCGGCAUCGACACAUCAGAAAUCGAGAAAUAUGACACAAUAGACUUUACAAAGCCGAGGUUUAGAAAGCUGGCAGCGGCGCUGGCGCCCGCGCGGCUCCGCCUCGGCGGCACCAUGUCCGACCGACUGAUAUUCAGCAAAGAGGAUGCCAUCCCUGGAAAAUCUUGCGAUCUACCGUGCCCUAAAAACUACUCCAAAUCCGUCUGCUCUUCAAUCCAUAUCUUAUGCGGCAAGCCCCAUCCUUUCUUCAUAAUGACUGGUAAGAAAUGGACUGACAUCAACGAGUUUUGUAAAGCGACGAAAAUGAGGCUUCUGUUCACCCUAAACGUAUUGCUACGCAACGACAGUGGUUGGUACGAUCAAAACGCUAUUGAACUACUAGAAUACUCCAAACAUAAAUACCACCACAUAGACUGGCAGCUAGGGAAUGAACCUAAUUCCUUUCACCAUGUUUUUAAUGUAAGUAUCACCCCCCAAGCCUUAGCUCAAGAUUUUAAGCACCUCCGUAAGCUUCUUAAUCAUUACCGCUACAAGCACUCUAUGCUAGUUGGCCCUGAUACUACAAGACCUCAGGAGAGCCGACCGGAAUGUCUGCGCUACAUGGUUGAUUUCCUUUCAAAUGGCUCUGACUACAUAAAUGCUAGGUCUUGGCAUCAAUAUUAUUUAAACAGCAGAACAGCCAAGUUGGAAGACUUCUGGAAUCCAGACACGUUUGAUUUGCUAAAGAGCCAAUUAAAAACUAUGCAUGACCACACAACACAGUACAAAAACAUACCAAUGUGGCUGACUGAGACAAGUAGCUCAUAUGGUGGAGGUGCCCCAGGUUUGUCAGACUCUUAUGCAGGUAGCCCACUAUGGUUAGACAAGCUGGGCCUGGCAGCCACCUACAAUGUGACCACAGUUGUAAGACAAAGUUUCUUUGGAGGCAACUACAGUCUAGUAGAUAAACAGUUUAACCCACUCCCCGAUUGGUGGGUAAGUGUCAUAUACAAGAGACUAGUAGGUAACAAGGUGUUACAAGUAAACUGUAAGUGCUCACGCUUCCAGCGAAUGUAUGCUCAUUGUACAAACAGAAAAUAUACCAAUGACACAACAGCAGUGACUAUUUUUGCUGUAAAUUUGGAAAUGGCUAAAGCGAAAUUUCUUCUAAACGGAACUGCUUUGCAUGGAGAUAAUUUGUCUAUUGAUGAGUAUAUUAUUCAUGCUCCAUCCAACAAUAGACAAUCUAAGACAAUUUUAUUAAAUGGAUGGCCAUUGUAUUUUGAGUCUUCGAUGCCUGAACUAGAGCCGAUCCACAUAAAGUAUGGGAAUCAUAUUUCAAUGCCGCCUUAUUCCAUCGCAUUUUGGGUGAUCAGGAAUACAUCUAUUAAGGUGUGUAAGUGAACAUCGUGUAGUGUUAGGCAAGGUUUUAGUGAUCAGUGAUCAAAAUUUGGUACUCUUUGUGUUGUGUAUCUACAGUUUUAUGACUUUUGUGAUGUAUUUUAAUGAUUUGUGACUUAAUGUGAGGAAUUCAAUUUUCAUUUCAUUCCAGUGUUUUUGUCUUCAUGUUUUAUUUGUUUAAAUGGAUGUCUUUAAACUGAACAUUUACUUGCCUUUUUGACAUGUAUGUUUUUGGAGUCUCGGUACCUGUAAUUUAUUGCUUAAGUGUAAUUUGAUCUGCUGUUGAACAGAAUUUUCGUGAUUAGAAAGUUUCCAUUUUAUGGCAGCUCAUAACUCAUAAGACAUAAUUAUGUAAUUUGAAUAAAAUGUCUGUUACAGAAAAAUCAUAGAGCACAAUCGUGAAACUAAAUCUGUGGCAAAAUGUAUAUACACGAUGAUUUUUAAUCGGUGAUCAGGAGUAGAAAAAUAUUAAUAUCUAGCCCAACUUAAACUUAUUAGGGUAGAUCUCACGCAAUUAUCUCAUUGUUUGAUUAAUUAAAAGUUAAAACAUAAUUAAAACUAAUAACCACUAAAUACAUGGUUAUCGUAUAAGAAGUAACUAUGUCAAGUGCCAUCAAUAUGGCGGGAAAUUUGACGGAUCUAUGACUUUGUUUAUGCAUAUGACAAUGACAAGUUAUUACUCAUAAAUUAUCAAUUGCCAUUAAGUUUGUAAAGAGGCUAUAACUGAUAGAUACCGAUUAGUAGUGACAAGGAUUUUAGGAUAUAAUUGAUCUCAAAAUAAAAUUAUGAUAAAAAAACAAGUUUCUUUCCUUGUAAUUACGACUUCAACGUGAUCUACAUCAAUUACUGAGUUAGAAAAAAAUGUUCCUGAUUACCGAUUAAAAAUCAUCGUGUAUGAUUCUAUAUUUAUUCUAUAUUUAUAAUGGUAUUAUAUUUGCGCACAAGAAAUUGCAGUUGUGAUUAACUCACAAAAAAACCAUUAAUUGUGAACUAGAACAAACUUUUAGGGUAGACUUAAUAAGAUUCAUUUGUUCUAAAUGCAGUGCAGUUUCUUAUUUACCCUAUGUAAGCUCAUUAGAGCUGCUUUAUAGUAAUUCUAGCCAUUGUAAUCGCUCCUUGACCACUCAUAAUCAAUGUUCUUGAUGCGACAUUGAACUCUUUUGCAUUUGAUAACAAACUAAUAUUAUACCUACAUUGUAAUCUCGUGGAACAUCCACCCUUUAAACUUAAAGUUCAUAAUUCUGUAGCUUUUCUUGGAAGUAUUAAGGGGGUCAAUAAACCUCACCGAUAAUUAUAUUGCGGCAUUUGAUCGAUCGAUUGAAUUUGUUGCACCUACUUAGCCAGUAAUGAUCUAAAAUCGCAUGCCUUUUGCAAGAUCUAUAAAGGCCUUACACACGUGUGGUAUUAAAAUAGAAACGCUUGCUGGUUGACAAUAGAUUUUUUUAUACAAUAUUCGUCGUUCUGGUUGUCAAUAAAGCUCUAUUAGCAUAAAGAUACAUAAAAAAAUUGUGGGCUUUUGGUUUGCACUAGUUUAGAUAAACUUUAUGUUGUCUAAGUAGGCUCAGUUGAUACCGAAUGGCUCUCUUUGCUUUGCUUACUUGGGCUUAAACUAUAGGUAUACGAAUCAAUUUGUGUACCAAACUAUUACCAGCGCCUAUUACAGCGCACAUACGCACAUUAAGCCGAGAUUCUGUUUACUUUUUUGUUAUAUAUUAAUUAAGGAAGUUUCGUUAUCAUCAAAUUGAUGGAAUUUUGUAUUGGCUUCAUACCAUUUGUCCUAAGUAUUUUAAUAACACAGAAAAAAAGGUGUAUCGAAUUUAAAAUCAAAGCUAGUUAAAAUUGAAAUCUUAUAUGUCUUCAGCAUAUGUAUUGAAAUUGGCGGUUGGCUGUUGCAUUGAGCUUGAAGGUUGCAAUUUUUCUCAAGUACUCGUACUGCAUCACUUUAAAAUGAACCUUAAUAAAAGGUACUAAAGCUACUUUUAACUUAUCCAGCAUUAUUCUUGGUGGUGACACGUGUAUCAUUUUCUCAACAAUCUUAUUCUGUUAUUGGAAUUUGAGCUUUGUUAAGAAUGGUUGAGAGAUAAAUUUGAGUUGAACCGUGUAUGAUAGUGAUUGCAACUGUGCACUUGACAUUUGGCAUGGAUGUUUACUUGUUUAGUUCCGAGUGCCAUUUGUUACUAUUAUUGUAAAUAAUAUGACUGGUGGUCGAUUACGACCCUUUGUAGUAGUCAGAUGGACUUGAAAUUUAUUACCUACAUAUUUAAUACACCUAACGCGAAAAUAGAGAAAUAUUACGGAGCGUUUUACCAGAAAAUACCACAUUUGUAUUGCUUAUAGCUGAAUGUGCCAAUUUCGUGUUGUCGGAUGAAGGCUCUAAAAAUGAUGACAACGCACGUCUUGGCAAUAAUAAUGUGAAUUUUCGUGAGCCUGAAUAUUCAUACUAUUUGCAAGUGCUGUCAACUAUUAAAUUAGGUACUAAUGUAAUCCGUGGCCACAAGGCGGUGUCAUAUUCAUACACAUAGCCAAUAUGAUCCAAAGUGAACGUUAGUGCCUUGAACAGCAAUACAUUGUAGGUUGCAUAUAAAUUACCUACUUAAUAUUUUAUGUAGAUUAAAAUUAAUACUAAAAGCUGAAAAAAUAGAGGUACUAAAUAAUACACUGUGAAUAAAGUACCCUACCUACGUACUUAACACGUUCACUGUCCCCAUACAAAGUGAUAUGACAAAGUCACACGUCCAAGUGUGCUUUCACUUUGAAGUGUUGUGUUUUGUGAACAUCACGAAUAAAUAUCUUAAUUUUAUCUAAGUUGUAAACCCAUAGUGGAAGCACGGAUUCUUAAAAAAUGCUUCAUGACCCUGCAUUUGGGGCACCUUUUAAACUGCUCCUCGCUUAUUUUAGCAAGGUGGAUUCUGCCAAUGUCGAGGUGUAGACUUUUGACUGGUGAGACGAUAAUGUCCGGUUUUUUGAUUUUUGUGGAAGGAUAUAGACUGAUAAAAAGUAGGUACCUAUUUACAGUGGCGAUGGCGUUUUUCAAUUAAAAAGUCGCUACAAAUUAAACUCGUGUUCAAGCCGUAUGAGAACAAUAUUUUAUUUGACCGUUAACUACCCGGCAUUUACAGACGUUGACGUAAUGUAGAUUACUUUCAAUGUCAAGUCUUUCAUUAUAAGUAAAACUUUGUAAACAAAGUUAAUGAGGCUAUAUUAUGAACGACCAAUUAUAUGUCUUAGUUUAGGUUUACAGAUGGGUCACGACAUUGCUUUGCCAAUCACAUGAGGCAAAUUUAAAUAGGUACGUUCGUGUUUAAUACGAUAUCCCGCGUAAUACACCAUUUUACAUAAAUUCCUACAACGCUCACCCGCGGUAAGAUGCGUUAGUGACUGUACUUCAUGUGAAUUUGGUAACUAUUUAAGUACCUAUUUCGAUUCUUACGAAAGCCACUUGAGUGACCAAAUAUGUAGCACAGUCAGCCAACAAAAAUGUUAGUUUUUUAGAUGAAAUUAUUCUCAAGUUUGGCAAAUAGCAAAUACCUAAGAUAAGACGAAGGUAAAGUAGUAAAGCGGGUGUUCUAUCUUAAAAUGACAAUCUUCUAGGUAUACUCGUACGUAACAUUUUUAUAAGUACUUAGGUACCUAUUAAAAAAAAUAACGCUAUUUUCUGUCAACUACUGCCUUAUUGUAUCUACCUAUUAUCUUACAAGUAUGUAUUCGUUGGCCUUGGAAUAAAAUGUAUUUAACCCAACAAGUGGUAUUUUAAACCUGAAUAAAUAUAUUAAUAUUUAAAUUCCAAAUGUAAUGUUUCGAGGUCAGAGUAUAUAUUAAAGUAACGAAAUUUCGUAAGUAUACAAUACAAAUGGAUACAUUUUAUUCCAAAAUGAACAAAAAUAGUACCCAUUUUUGCUGCUCUUUCCUAUAUGUUUUGUACAAAAAAUAGUUUUUAAUUGUCUGUUUACACGAUCUUAUGGUAUUUUUAUUUUUUUUUAUUCAUAAGUUAAGUCAGAAGUUUUUUGUCGUGUGCUUAUUAGAAUAUUCGGUGCCUAAUGUAAGACUGAUUAGCGUACAAUAAAGUCGACUGUAUUUUAAAGCAAUCUCGUAUGCAUCGCAUGCAAUGCAUAUCAAACUUGCAUCUAAAUACAUUCAAAACGGUAACCGAACAUGCAUUUAUGUUAACGGAACUAACGUUUUUGUAAGAAAAUAAACUCUCCGCCAAAAAACCGCUCCCAUACAAUUGAAAUUACGGUCUUAUUUUUAAACCAAGAACAUUCCCAUGUACAUUCAAGUAACAUAUCUAAUACCUUUAAACGAGCAAUUCUUGUAUCUUAUACCUUUAAAGAAGCAAUUCUUGUUUAUUUAUAUACCGGGUGUGGCCUGUAACAUGAGCAAAUAAUUAAAACAUAGAUUGUACUCAAACUCAAACGGUGACACUUUUGUUCAACAAGUUUUACAAAUUAUGAAGUAUUUAGACUCCCUGUUUUUCAUACAAAAUAAAUAUUAUCUUCAAUGGACGCCAUCGCCAUGCCAUAUCAUUGUGAUUGACGUUGCUUGUCACGCCUCAAACAUAACAAAAUUCGCAAUACAUUGCGUCUUAGAAUAAAUUUAAAAAGUGUAUUAAAAAUUAAACCAAGUUAUUUUUAAAAGUCGCUGAACAAAUGUUGGCCAGUAUGAGGAGUGCAGCCUAUAGUUUAAUUUUUUGCUCAUGUUACAGGCCACACCCGGUAUAUAUAUAUUUCGGGGAUCUCGGAAACAGCUCUAACGAUUUCGAUGAAAUUUGCUAUAUGGGGAUUUUCGGGGGCGAAAAAUCGAUCUAGCUGGGUCUUAUCUCUGGGAAAACGCGCAUUUUUGAGUUUUUAUAUGCGUUCCAAAUUUUUUAUUUAAUACCUUCAAGUAAAAACAAAAGCGGCCAAGUGCGAGUCGGACUCGCCCAUGAAGGGUUGGGUUCUCUAGUAGACUAGAUCUCGUUCAAAUCAAUUUUCGGUGGAAGUUUGCAUGGUAAUGUACAUCAUAUAUUUUUUUUAGUUUUAUCAUUCUCUUAUUUUAGAAGUUACAGGGGGGGGGGGGCACAUUUUACCACUUUGGAAGUGUCUCUCACGCAAACUAUUCAGUUUAGAAAAAAAUGAUAUUAGAAACCUCAAUAUAAUUUUUGAAGACCUAUCCAUAGAUACCCCACACGUAUGGGUUUGAUGAAAAA
Molecule: messenger RNA, 6892 nt
Organism: Cydia splendana
Lineage: Eukaryota; Metazoa; Arthropoda; Insecta; Lepidoptera; Tortricidae
Gene: Hepa
Product: heparanase-like
Exons: 1
Coding region: 169-1710 (513 amino acids)
Cellular component (GO): membrane; extracellular matrix
Molecular function (GO): hydrolase activity, acting on glycosyl bonds
Source: RefSeq, a predicted model, not a curated record